AAUUACACAGGUUGUUCGGAACAGGUUUGGGAUAUUAGGUGAAAAAAUUGAGCUAAUCAUUCCCAUCUUCAAUCCGGACGUGCUUGAAGGUUAAAUAUGCCCAUUUUUACGACGCAACAAUCACCAUAUGAAAUAAUACCGUUUCAACCAUUCAUGUCCACAGCUGUUUCUGUCUCCUUCGAUGAAACGGAGCAGUGUCUCGAAGAUCGGGAGGUCUUUUUAGCUGAGGAAUCAGCAGAGGAUGUUGACCGGUAUCAGAGAUCCAACGGUACUCCGACACCUCAAUCUCCCAGGCCUCCUUCCACAGGUUCUCAGAAGUCACCUAGAUCUCGGAGACAGCGUACUACAAGCAUGACUCAAUCCAGUAAAAAGACAUCAGCUGAAUCUAUUUUACGGAGCAAAACAAGGACCAUAUACACUGCCGGGAGACCUCCAUGGUACAAUUCUGCUGGCCAGCAAGUCGAACCAUUUGUUAUAGGAAUAUGUGGGGGCAGUGCUUCUGGGAAAACUACGGUGGCGGCAAAAAUAAUAGAAUCACUUGAUGUUCCCUGGGUGACUCUUUUGAGCAUGGAUUCCUUUUACAAGGUUCUUAAUGAAAAGCAGCAUGCAAUGGCGGCCCAAAAUGAAUACAAUUUUGAUCAUCCAGAUGCGUUCGAUUUUGAGCUACUUGCAGCAACGCUGCAGCGUCUCAAAGAAGGAAGAAAGGUGGAAGUACCAAUCUACAACUUUGUCACGCAUAGCCGCGAAAAUCGAACUAAAACUAUGUACGGUGCAAAUGUAAUAAUAUUUGAGGGAAUACUCACCUUCUACAAUUCAGACGUGUUAAAGAUGUGCGAUAUGAAGGUGUUCGUUGAAACGGAUGCAGAUGUUAGACUUGCACGGAGGCUGAGAAGAGAUAUAUCGCAAAGAGGCAGAGAUCUGGAAGGAGUCUUAAAACAAUACUGCACAAUGGUCAAACCUUCCUUCUAUUACUACAUUGCCCCAAGUAUGGUCCAUGCAGACAUUAUCGUGCCACGGGGAGGUGAUAAUGAAGUGGCAAUCGAGCUGAUAGUACAACAUGUACACACCCAAUUGCAAUUGAGGGGAUUCAAGUUACGUGAAAAAUUAGCUCAUUCGUACAUCGGCCAACCUUUGCCAACGUCGUUAUAUUUGUUGCCAGAUACACCACAAAUAAAGGGUCUACACACAUUUAUUCGCAACAAGUCUACGUUCAGGGAUGAAUUUAUUUUUUAUUCAAAACGUCUCAUACGACUAGUCAUUGAAUAUGCCCUGUCGCUGCUGCCGUUUAAGGAGAUCACAGUUGAAACACCUCAAGGUGUGUUGUAUCAAGGAAAACGAGGAGCAACCGACAAAAUUUGUGGUGUAUCAAUACUUAGAGCAGGAGAGACUAUGGAGCAGGCUGUGUGCGACGUGUGUAAAGAUAUACGAAUAGGAAAAAUCCUCAUUCAAACGAAUUUGCAAACUGGCGAGCCAGAGCUGUACUAUUUGAGGCUUCCAAAGGAUAUAAAGGAUUAUAAAGUUAUAUUGAUGGACGCAACAGUUGCCACUGGAGCAGCAGCAAUGAUGGCAAUCAGAGUUUUGCUGGACCAUGACGUUGCAGAGGACAAUAUUUUAUUGGUUUCGCUUCUCAUGGCAGAAUCUGGUGUUCACUCUAUCGCUUAUGCCUUCCCCCAGGUCAAAAUAGUAACAUCUGCCUUAGAUCCUGAAAUUAAUGAAAAGUUCUACGUACUACCAGGAAUUGGAAAUUUUGGAGAUCGUUAUUUUGGCACGGAACCCUCUGUCGAAGAGUAACAUAUGGUAAUCGUGGGAUAUUUCGUACGUACUCGUAACAUCUAUAAAAUAUUAUUCGUUAUAUCUUACAAUUACUCAUAAUUUUACACAGUGCCAAAAAGUUUUGAUCGAAAUGAUUCAUUGAAGUGCCUCUAUUGGCCUUCGUUGGUUUUUUUAGUUUCAAUUUGAGUGAUUAGAUAGGCAAUAAAUUACGCUAGCGCAUUCUCUGUAUUUUCCGAAAUAAAUAUAUUUCACUUUUA
This is a messenger RNA of Athalia rosae (coleseed sawfly), 2030 nucleotides long. RefSeq names its product uridine-cytidine kinase-like 1. Gene Ontology annotation, molecular function: kinase activity; ATP binding. The transcript is spliced from 10 exons. The coding region runs from base 97 to 1791 and encodes 564 amino acids. Gene Ontology annotation, cellular component: cytoplasm. Lineage: Eukaryota; Metazoa; Arthropoda; Insecta; Hymenoptera; Athaliidae. The record is from RefSeq and is a predicted model, not a curated record.